GGCCUCCGCCAUCUACGCCACCGCGAUUCUUAUCCCUCCUCCUUCGAAUUGUGCUGGGGUUUAGUGAACUGGGUUCUUGUCCUCUUUAUCGAUUAUGCAAAUUAUGAAUUUUUCUUCUUAUUAUUAUUGUUUACUUUAGGUUACUCAAAAGAUGCUUAUCCACAACCGGGAUACCCUGUUCAGGGCAGCCAUGGACAGAAGUUCCCUUCCCAAAUUCAGCGUAGCGAGAAACAGCCAAUCAACCAUGGACAGAGCCUCUUUCUUAGCUCCACCACCGCCUGAUUCCCAGUUGUUCCACUACACCCACUCUACCGCGUUGUUAAAACCACCGACGACGGCGACAGCGGAUUCCUUGAAAUGGCAUCAUCAAUUGCAGUACAAUUUCCAUCAGCACCGACAAGAGGAGGGUUCCUUCCACGACGAUUACAUGGGUUGCGUUUAAACUGGUUUCACGACGUCAGCGGCGGCGAGGGUGGUGGGUUAGGGGAAGUGGUGGAGAUGAGCCGGAGCCCUUCUUCUCCUGUUAAAUUGAAACCCGACCCAGGUUUCUACUAGCCUGAUUUGGUUCCGGUUGGGAAUCAUGUGAACAGUUCGCCAACGGCAACAAAAAGAAGUUGGCUUCCUUGAAGGAUGGUCAGUUUUCCUUCCUCCCUUUUACAUUCUCCUUCGAUUACUCACCCGCCGGAUAUUCGAAGGAGCAGGGAUCUGAAUUGCGGUGGCAUAGAUGGCGGAGGCCAUCUAUCAAGUUUUAUUUUUAUUUUUUAAUAGUUGUAGAAUGAGGUGGAAAUUAUAAAUAUUUAAAUUUUAAUAUUUUUUUAAUGACCACGUCACUCAUUUAACGGUCAACUAUAGUAGUUGACUGCCACAUCAGCAAAAACUAACGGAGAGUGACCAAAUUUGAACUAAUCUUAGUGACCAUGAAUGGAAUUAAAUAUUUACAGUGAUCAAACAUGAAGAUUUUUAGUAAACUUAGUGACCAUCCUCGCAAUUAACCCAUUUUUUUAUGCUAAAAAAGUACCACCCCGCCAGCAUUUGGGAAAAAAUCCCACUGUACACAUGUUUUUAAAAAAAAUUCUCAAAAUACACAUGUUAUGAAAAAAAUUCCCAAUCUACGCAUGUUUGGGCCUUCACCGCGUCAGACUAAGGCGGUGAUUGCUUCACCGCGUUAAAGAAUAGCGGUGAUUGCAUCACCGCGUUAGAGAAAAACGGUGAUUGCAUCACCGCUGUAGACAAAAACGGUGAUUUCAAAAAAUGAAUUAUUUUGGAUAUACGGGGUUUUGAGAAUAAGUUUACCUUUCUUUUUUAGGAAUCCAAGUACAUUCCGAAAUUAUGUCUAUGAUAAAAAUUGUAGUCCUCAAAAAGUUAUCAAAAUAAAAAAAAAUUCAUGAUUUUCGAAUUGUGGAGCACAAAGUUAUGGUCGUUCAAAGUUUGACGAAAUCGAAAAAAGGCUCAUUCGGGGUAGCAAACGACGUUUUUUCGGGACGAAGGCGGGACCAAACCGCCUCCGGCGUUUGCGGCUUGCAAGAUCUCGAAAAAUUAUGCGGAAUCAAAAAAAAUUUCACCACGAUCGGAUAACCGAGCACAAAGUUACGUUUUUUUUAAAGAUUCGACGCAGGUCAGGCCUUCACCGUUUUUCUCUAACGCGGUGAUGCAAUCACCGCCUUCCUCUACAGCGGUGAUGCAAUCACCGUUUUCGUCUAACGCGGUGAUGCAAUCACCGCUCUUCUUUAACGCGGUGAUUCAAUCACCGCCUUGGUCAGACGCGGUGAAGGCCCAAACAUGCGUAGAUUGGGAAUUUUUUUCAUAACGUGUGUAUUUUGAGAAUUUUUUUUAAAAACAUGUGUACAGUAGGAAAUUUUCCCCAGCAUUUGCCAGUCAUUCGUUUUAUUAUUAUGUUAUUUCCCAUGGGUUAAGAUAACUAAUUUUACUAAUUUACUCUCGAUUGAACUAGAAAUUCACCUAUUAUCGGUUAGCAAUUUUUCAAUAACUAUGACUAUGAUUG
Messenger RNA from Linum trigynum, 2002 nucleotides. The record is from the annotation of a GenBank genome assembly. NCBI's taxonomy places the organism in Eukaryota, Viridiplantae, Streptophyta, Magnoliopsida, Malpighiales, Linaceae.